AGCAGCAUCCACAAGAGCUCUCCAUCCGAGAGGCGCAUCGGCAUGGCGUCUAAGGGAACGGCGACGGUGGCGGCGGCGGUGCCGGAGGUGGCGCUGCGGUCGGGCAACGCGAGGCCGAUGCCGGCGGUCGGCAUGGGCACGGCGGCAUUCCCCCUGGUGCCCGAGGCCACCAAGAACGCCGUGCUGGCUGCCAUCGAGGUGGGCUACCGCCACUUCGACACCGCCUACAUGUACGGCACGGAGAAGCCGCUCGGCGACGCCGUGGCCGAGGCUGUGCGGCGCGGGCUCGUCGCGUCACGGCAGGAGCUGUUCGUGACGUCCAAGCUGUGGUGCACGCAGUGCCACCCGGACCUCGUCCUCCCGGCCCUCCGUCAAACCCUGCAAGCAUGUAGGAACCUGCAGAUAGAGUACCUGGACCUGUACCUGAUCCACUGGCCGAUCUGCAUCAAGCCCGUGCCGCCAUCGUUCCCGGCCAAGAAGGAGGACGCCAUGCCGUUCGACUUCGAGGGCGUGUGGCUGGCGAUGGAGGAGUGCCACCGGCUCGGGCUCGCCAAGGCGAUCGGCGUGAGCAACUUCACCACCAAGCACCUCGACAAGGUCCUGGCCGCCGCCACGAUCCCUCCCGCGGUGAACCAGGUGGAGCUGAACCCGGUGUGGCAGCAGCGGACGCUGAGGGGUUACUGCGCCGAGAAGGGCAUCCACGUCGCGGCCUACUCGCCGCUGGGCGGCCAGAAUUGGGACGGGACGGGCAACGCCGUGCUGGAGUCCGAUGUGCUCGCCGGGAUUGCCAAGGCAAGAGGGAAAACCAUCGCACAGGUGUCACUGAGAUGGAUAUAUGAGCAGGGAGUGACGUCCAUCGCCAAGAGCUACAACAUGGAGAGGCUCAAGCAAAACCUAGAGAUUUUCGACUGGGAGCUGACUGACGAGGACCGGCUCAAGAUCAGCCAAAUCCCGCAGAAGAAGGUUGUAAAGGGUACAGACUUGUUCUCGCGAGAGGGCGAAUUCACUUCAGUUGAUGCAGCAGAUCUGAACGUUGAAGAGUAGGGGCACUGAAAAAUGCCCCGCCCGGCAUCACUUUGUUUUUUUCUCGAACGUGUAGGAGAACUACGCAUCAUAAACUCAGGUGUCACUAUUAGCAUGUACGUAUAUAGUGCAUUUGAAUAAGGUAGUUCCAUCGUUUGUACUGCUGCGUGUCGGUGUUAUUUCCCAUCUUCACUCAUUUCAGUAAGUAUUGUAGCCACCAUUUCCAGACUUCGUUUUGAUAUAAAAAUAUGAAUUCAUUGUAAUUUCAUAUAGCACUAGUUCUUCAAUGAUUGGUGACCAUAAGUGCUAGCUAGUACUAGUAUUUCUUCUCUGAA
Messenger RNA from Setaria italica (foxtail millet), 1358 nucleotides. RefSeq names its product non-functional NADPH-dependent codeinone reductase 2. Bases 43 to 1044 code for a protein of 333 amino acids. Gene Ontology annotation, cellular component: cytosol. The record is from RefSeq and is a predicted model, not a curated record. The transcript has 3 exons. Gene Ontology annotation, molecular function: aldose reductase (NADPH) activity. NCBI's taxonomy places the organism in Eukaryota, Viridiplantae, Streptophyta, Magnoliopsida, Poales, Poaceae.